AUGUCCAACAGCAGCUCCCACAAGUUCCUCCUUCUGGCAUUUGCAGACAGGUGGGAGCUGCAGCUCUUGCAUUUCUCACUCUUCCUGAGCAUCUACCUGGCUGCCCUCCUAGGGAAUGGCCUCAUCAUCACAGCCGUAGCCUGUGACCACCGUCUCCACACCCCGAUGUACUUCUUCCUCCUAAACCUCUCCCUGCUCGACGUGGGUUUCAUCUCCACCACUGUCCCCAAAUCCAUUGUCAAUUCUUUAAGGAACACCAGGGCCAAUUCCUACUCUGGAUGUGCUGCACAGGUCUUCCUGGUUGUCUUCAUGGUAGGAGGAAAAUAUUGUCUGCUCACAGUCAUGGCCUAUGACCACUACGUUGCCAUUUGCAGACCCCUGCACUAUGGGACCCUCAUGAGCAGCAGAGCUUGUGUCAAAAUGGCAGCAGCUGCCUGGGCCUGUGGCUUUCUCAAUGCUGUCCUGCACACUGGGAACACAUUUUCAAUCCCACUUUGCAAAAGCAAUGAGGUAGAGCAGUUCUUCUGCGAGAUUCCCCAGAUCCUCAAGCUCUCCUGCUCAUACUCCUACCUCAGGGAAAUUGGUCUUCUUGUGGUUAGUGCCAGCUUAGCCUAUGGGUGCUUAGUUUUCAUUGUGGUGGCCUACGUGCAGAUCUUCAGAGCUGUACUGAGGAUCCCGUCAGAGCAGGGCCGGCACAAAGCCUUUUCCAUGUGCCUCCCACACCUGGCCGUGGUCUCCCUGUUCAGCAGCACUGCAGCAUUUGCCUACCUGAAGCCUCCUUCCGUCUCCUUCACAGCUCUGGAUCUAGCGGUGGCUGUUCUGUAUGCAGUGGUGCCUCCAACACUGAACCCUCUCAUCUAUAGCAUGAGGAACAAGGAGAUCAAGGACGCCUUGAGGAAACUCAUUCAAUUGCUACUACUUCCUCAGAAAUAA
This is a messenger RNA of Tinamus guttatus (white-throated tinamou), 933 nucleotides long. RefSeq names its product olfactory receptor 14J1. Gene Ontology annotation, molecular function: olfactory receptor activity; G protein-coupled receptor activity. Gene Ontology annotation, biological process: G protein-coupled receptor signaling pathway. NCBI's taxonomy places the organism in Eukaryota, Metazoa, Chordata, Aves, Tinamiformes, Tinamidae. Gene Ontology annotation, cellular component: membrane. The record is from RefSeq and is a predicted model, not a curated record.